CUUGGUAUACUGGAAAGGCUUAAUGCUGGUGAGGUCAUAGUAGGGGAUGGUGGAAUGGCGCAUGCUUUGGAGAGGCGUGGAUAUGUAAAAGCAGGACCUUGGACUCCAGAGUGUACAGUGGAACACCCUGAAGCAGGUCUGUAAAACAGGAUGGUAUUUUUUAUCUUCUGCCUGAUGCUUUUGGAACUAUCUAUUCUCUAAUCAUUGCCACAAUCACCGGGGAACAAUCAGGGAAAAGUCAGUGAGUUUUGGCAAAGUCAGUGAAGAGGCACACUUUUUACUUUCAGCUUUUUAUCACAGGAAUAUUUUUAACUGUCAAUGACCUGACCCCGGUUGUUUUAAAAACUUUGGAUAGUGCUAUCCAGCAGAUAAAAUUUAUUCAGUGGAUAGUGUUAUCCAAGGUUUGAACAACCGGGGCCUGCAGUAGAAUAUGAAGGAAUAAGAUGAGUUUUACACCCAGGGAGGAACAUUUCAACUUAUUUUUACCAAUCAGUAAAACUGUGACCUGCACUCAUGACCUGGUGUGGAAGGUGGUUCAUAAAAGAAACCUCAGGCAAGGCAAAAAAAUAAUGUUUUAAAACGUUUUUUCACUUCUUCAGUUCGACAGGUUCACCGAGAAUUUCUUCGGGCGGGGGCUGAUGUAAUUCAAGCAUUUACUUUCUCCAUGGAUGAUGACCUGGAAGGUGAACAUGCUAAAUAUGGGGUG
Molecule: messenger RNA, 706 nt
Organism: Porites evermanni
Lineage: Eukaryota; Metazoa; Cnidaria; Anthozoa; Scleractinia; Poritidae
Source: the annotation of a GenBank genome assembly